This is a messenger RNA of Cyprinus carpio (common carp), 1588 nucleotides long. RefSeq names its product protein shisa-like-2A. Lineage: Eukaryota; Metazoa; Chordata; Actinopteri; Cypriniformes; Cyprinidae. The record is from RefSeq and is a predicted model, not a curated record.
ACAUCACUGUUUACUCUUACUGGACUGUACCUCUCAGUUGACUAAUGAAGCUCUGGAGGAGCUUCAGGUUUUAACAGGUGGUGGGUUCAGGGUUCGAGUCGUGGGCAGCAUGAGCGCGGAUUGCGAGGAGUAUUACAACACGGAGAACGUGUUUGUCAGCGCCUUCACGUGCCCAAAGAGCGACAGCGACGCGCGCGCGGUCUUCUGCUGCGGGUUCAGUGACGUCAAAUACUGCUGCGACGAUCCCAACAGCUUUUUCCCUUAUGAAUAUGGAUAUAUGUGGUGGCUCAGUUUGGGAGCCCUAGUUGGUUUGUCUAUAGCUGCUGUGGUGCUGUUAGCCUUCCUCAUCACUGUUUGUGUGCUUUGCUACCUGUUCAUCGCCACUAAACCUCGAGGACUGGACAACGGACUGCCUUUACGAGCACCAGGAUCUGAGCCCAGUCCUCAAGAGGGUCCGAGUCAGCCAAGCGCUGCAUCGGGGCCGCAGGGUUUCCGCAAGCAUUUCCUACGGGGCAAACUGGACUGUGACAACCAGCCGCCCGACCCAGACCGCCUGUUCCAGCGCUGCUUCAUGGCUACGGUCACCACCGUCAAUGUCGAAGGACCUUCAUAAAGCCCUGGAGCCACAAAUAUGACAUGAACAGCGUUUACAUUAAUCAGGAGUUUUUUCAACGGCUUUAUUCAACCAUAAUGUGACUUAUGUAACAUUUUAAACAACAGAAAGGAUGUGGAAUUGAGAUCUCCACUCUUUUGGCCUCAACAGACUGUUGGUUUUGAAGACUUUUGUAGUAAAAGAAAAACAACUGAAAUCAAUGACGAAUUGCCUGAACAUUACAAACUGAGCAAAAGUUUCAUUCAUCUUCAAACACAGGGUCUUUGAUUAAAUGUUUGUUACAAGAAACAUUAAAUGGUUUACAUUCAUCAAGACUUCAGCUCUGUGAGAGUCUCUAGAUUGAACCAAAGACAGAAUUGAACUCAAUCGAAGAGAUUGUUGUUUCCAAAUCCCGAGAAUUACAAUAUUCAUCUGUCUCUCAAACAAAGUUUACAAAGCGAUUACACCAACACAAGGUGUCGAUGCCUUUAAAACAGCUUUGAGCAUCAUUUGAACCAUCAAGCGAUUUACAUGCUGCAAGAAUCAAGUUUUUAAUUUGCUUUACUGCUUUCGUUUGCCGGUUUUGGGCAUACUACUGUAUAUCACAUUGUGUUAAAAAGCAUUAUUCUUAAACAAGCUACAAGUUGAAGUCCCAAUACCUUUUUUAAAACCAAUAACUCACUUUGUGUAGAGAGAGAACUAUAAAAUAUUAUCUAACCCAAAAGUUACAUGGCAUGAAGGUAUGAGGGGUCGUUCACACAGAACUCGUUUUUCCAUUCCAAUUCGCUACUUUUCCGUUGUUUUUCUGUGCACAUGCUAGACGGACGUGUAUGACUGUUGCGUCUGUUGCACAUGAGCGCCAUGUUUUUAAGACACAGUGUCAAGUUGAAAUAACUACUUUUACAUGCGCCGCUCAUUAAUAUCAGUUGCAAAACAGUGGACCAAUCAGAAGACCCUAGAGGUGGGGCAAGCAUUGCAAGCUUUUGUUUACAGUAG